This is a messenger RNA of Toxotes jaculatrix (banded archerfish), 794 nucleotides long. RefSeq names its product sepiapterin reductase b (gene sprb). The transcript has 4 exons. Gene Ontology annotation, biological process: tetrahydrobiopterin biosynthetic process. NCBI's taxonomy places the organism in Eukaryota, Metazoa, Chordata, Actinopteri, Toxotidae. Bases 24 to 794 code for a protein of 256 amino acids. Gene Ontology annotation, molecular function: sepiapterin reductase (NADP+) activity. The record is from RefSeq and is a predicted model, not a curated record.
UACCAGCACAGAAAUUUAAUGAGAUGUCUCAUAUCUAUGCUACAAACCCAAGGACUCUUGGCCGGGGCAUAUGUAUCAUCACCGGAGCUUCUAAAGGGUUUGGACGGGCGCUGGCACAUGAAGUGUCCCACUUACUGGAACCUGGUUCUGUCCUCCUACUGGUGGCUCGCUCUGGGACUCUGCUGCAGGAGCUAAAGAAAGAGCUGCAGAGCUUCACUGAUGAACAUCGUCUGAUGGUUCACUGCAUUGCAGCCGAUCUGAACACAAGAGAAGGGGUGAAUGAAACAGUGAGGAUUACAAGGCAGGAGGCUGUGAAAGACAUUGAUCAUGUGCUCCUUAUUCACAAUGUUGGCUCUUUAGGUGACAUUACCGGGUUUGAGAAUUUCACUAACCUUGAAAUGGUGAAUUCUUAUCUCUCCUUGAAUGUGAGUUCAGCUCUGACACUGACUGCAGGAAUCCUGCAGGUAUUUCCAUGCAGACCAGGCCUGCGAUGGAGUGUGGUGAACAUCUCCUCAGUGUUUGCACUGCAGGCCUUACCAUCCUGGGUGCUCUACUGCACUGCCAAAGCUGCCAGGAAGAUGAUGUUCAGUGUGCUGGCUGAGGAGGAACCAAAUGUCAAAGUCCUCAGUUAUUCUCCAGGUCCCCUGGACACAGAGAUGCAGGAGGAGAUUCAGAGAGUAACGGGUAUCAGUCAUCGUCUGUUUCCCUGCCACGAGUCUGCAGCCAAACUGAUGAAGUUGCUUCUGGAAAACAAUUUCCUCUCAGGGACACACAUUGACUUCUUUGAAGUUUGA